AUGGCGGUCUCAGUACUUCGGCUGACAAUUGUCCUGGCACUCUCUGCCUUAAUCCUGACCUGUUAUGCAGAUGAUCACAAUGACAAACCUGAGGAGAAACCAGAUGACUCAGGCAAAAACCCACAACCAGAUUUCCCCAAAUUCCUAAACAUCUUGGGCACAGAAAUCAUUGAGAAUGCAGUCGACUUCAUCCUGCGCUCCAUGACCAGGGAAACAGGGUUUGUGGAAUUUGAGGAUAAUCCAGGAGAACAUUCAUCAAAGUGA
Messenger RNA from Lepus europaeus (European hare), 264 nucleotides. It is a transcript of the gene C4H5orf46, whose product is annotated as chromosome 4 C5orf46 homolog. The coding region runs from base 1 to 264 and encodes 87 amino acids. The transcript is spliced from 4 exons. Lineage: Eukaryota; Metazoa; Chordata; Mammalia; Lagomorpha; Leporidae. The record is from RefSeq and is a predicted model, not a curated record.